Messenger RNA from Oikopleura dioica, 687 nucleotides. Lineage: Eukaryota; Metazoa; Chordata; Appendicularia; Copelata; Oikopleuridae. The record is from the annotation of a GenBank genome assembly.
AUGGCUUUGGCGAAUCCAUACGAAGUUGUCAUUCCUUCCGAUUCUGAGGAUGAAGAUGACUACACCGAGGCAGUUUGGAUUGAAGAACCAGAAGAAACUCCAGUCCCACUUUUGAUCAUCACAAAUGGACUUCUCCCGAAAAAAGCGAUGGAAGCAGCAGUCAACCAAUCUACAGUAACUCGUACACCUUUUGCUAAACUAAGGGAAAAGUCUCUCGUGCGCGAUAUGACUUUCGAACUGAUUUCGACGACGGAUGAAAAGUUCGUUUGGGCGCAUGUUGAAAAACCAUUCACGGGCAAAGCAGCAGUUCUUGUGGGCGAAAAAAUCGCGCAAAUCGGUUUUGAAAAGAUCGAUAUUAUUGAAGCGGAAGCUUGUCAGUUAGCCCUUCAACCCCCAGGACUUUACAAAAUUGGUGAUUGCGCUGGAGAUCUGACAAUUCCAGAACUUCCAAUUGGUUGCGCGGCUCAAGACGUAGCAGGCUUCCUUCUGACAAAAAGUAUCCUCGGAAAAAUUAAAACAAAAGUGCGCGGCUUGAUGCUUUUCACAGAAUACCUCCGAAGUCCCCAAAUCGAAGAUCUCCUUCUUUACGAUGCGAUUUUGCCAAAGUCGUUGCAAACUAAAUCUCGUUUUGAUAAUUUAUCCAAGUUUACUACUGCUGAUAGGCUUAAAGAUAAUAUUUAUGUCUAG